This is a messenger RNA of Eriocheir sinensis (Chinese mitten crab), 3371 nucleotides long. RefSeq names its product arylsulfatase A-like. The record is from RefSeq and is a predicted model, not a curated record. NCBI's taxonomy places the organism in Eukaryota, Metazoa, Arthropoda, Malacostraca, Decapoda, Varunidae. The transcript is spliced from 12 exons. The coding region runs from base 403 to 2187 and encodes 594 amino acids. Gene Ontology annotation, molecular function: arylsulfatase activity.
CUACUCCCUGCCCUUCCUCACUCCUCUCCCUUACCCCUCCCUUCCCCUCCUCACUCCUCUCCCUUACUCCCCUCCCAGUUCCUCUUCAUUCCUCCUGCCCCCCCUCACCCCCCAUCCCUACAUAUCCCUCCCUACCCCUUGCCAGGACCUCUCAAAACCACCUGGCUCUCCAAUUCCCUUCCCACAGAAAGCACAGGCAAAUAAGUCUGUGCCCUCAUGCUUUGUUCCCACUUGCGUUUUGAGGGUGGAAGGAAAAAACAAGGUUGACAUGCCCUGAAAACCGCACCCAACUCUGUCUGUGUGUAGCAAAGAACAGGAUUUUAAUGCAGGCAACAGCUGUGACACGGCAAACACUGUGAAUCUGAACUGCUUUACCGAUCCCUUCACCGGCGAGAGGAGAGAAUGGGAGUGACGAUGAAGGUGCUGCUGUGUGCCGUGUGCUGCCUCCUGGUGGUGUACGCUGAGUGUGAGGUCGUGAACAGUGAACCUAGCAGAAGCAGGGAGACAUUUAAAGAGACGCCUGAUGUGGGAAUGGUGAAGGAUGAGGAGAGUCGGAAGGCGCUGGAAACUGAGAAAUAUGUCGAGGAUAAGAUGGUGAACGAGGCGCUUGGUAAAGGGAAGAUUACGAAGAAGGACAAAUCAGCAGAAUCACCACCACCCAAUAUCGUGGUUCUCCUGGCUGAUGACCUGGGCUACGGUGACCUCAGCUUCUCGGGUCAUCCCACCUCCAAGACGCCACACAUUGACAAGCUGGCGCGGGAGAGUCGGUUCUUCACCCACCACUACGUCACCAGCCCAGUGUGCAGCCCAUCACGGGCCUCGCUCCUGACCGGCCGGCUACAGGUGCGCAGUGGAGUGUAUCCCGGGACGUUCGUACCUAAAAACCCCCUCGGGAUGCCUCGGAAUGAGACCACCAUCGCUGCUCUCCUGAAGGCCAAGGGUUACCGCACCAUGAUAACCGGGAAAUGGCAUCUUGGGGUGGGCCGGGAUGGUGAGUACCUCCCCACGCACUUCGGGUUUGACCACUACCUUGGGGUGCCCUACUCCCACGACAUGUGCCCCUGUCUCACCUGCUUCCCGGGACCCAAGCCCUGCUACGACACCUGCUGGAGCGACCGAGUGUCCUGCCCGCUGUUCAGCAACACUACCAUCAUUGAGCAACCGGUUGACCUCCUCACCCUGACCCAGCGCUUCAUCGACAACGCCACGGCCUUCAUCAACGAGUCGGCAACCGCAAACGCACCUUUCUUCCUCUACUUCCCAUUCCAUCAUGUCCACCACCCACAAUUCGCCUCGGAGAUGUUUGCCGGGAAGAGCGACCGGGGCUUCAUAGGAGACGCCCUGGAGGAGCUGGACUGGGCCGUGAGUCAGGUGGUGGCGACCCUGCAAGCACAUGACCUCCUGAACUCCACACUCAUCUGGUUCUCUUCUGACAACGGCCCCAGUCUGUACCGGCGGGAGCGUGGAGGCUGUGCUGGGAUGCUGCGCUGCGGGAAAGGAACCACCUGGGAGGGAGGCGUGAGGGUGCCCAUGUUUGUCCACUGGCCCCCACACAUAACACCAGGUCGCAGCCAUGGCUUGGUGUCGGCACUUGACCUCCUGCCCACAGUGUCCUCCCUCGUGGGCCUCAACACCUCUGCCCUCACUCUGGAUGGCACAGACAUAUCCUCGCUGCUCUGGGACCCUCUCGCCCCUAGUCCGAGACAACACAUGCCCAUCUACCCUGAGAGCCCCACCCCCUCGGUCGGCCCCCUGGCGGUGACCAAUGGGACCUACAAGGCUCACUUCUACACCAGGGGCUCAGAUUUAUCCGACCCCGACAACUACGACGAGAUGUGUCCAGGAGCCCACCCACUGACCCAGCAUGUCCCGCCCCUUCUCUACCACAUCCGCCGCGACCCGGGGGAGCGCUAUGACCUCUCCGGUGACUCGCAGUACAGCGGCGUGAUAAGUGACCUCACAGCCUGGAGGGAGGAGCACAUGAAGGCAAUGACCUGGAACGACCCCCUCACAGAGCCCCUUGACCCCUACGCCCAACCCUGCUGCACCUCCCCCUCCUGCACCCCCUUCCCCCAAUGCUGCGACUGCCCCACCACCUCCUCCUCAACCCCUGCCGCAGCCCCCCACCCCCUCCUUGCACCACCCCAGUCACACCCCAAUGCCAUCGCCAGCAUCAUGUUACACUGAGGAGGGAUUUGACAGAUUGGAUUAACACCUUGACUGCGGAUUUCCUGCAAGAAGACAUCACCAAGCUAUAGGAAUGGAUUAAAAAGUGGCUGCUACAAUUCAAUGAGGAAAAAUGUAAAGUCCUGCAUCUUGGGAGGGGAUAUCCAGCACACCAAUACCACAUGGGAAACACUCCACUAUCCACCACAGAGGCAGAGAAAGACCUGGGAGUGUAUGUUACCAGGCUACCAGUGAAGGGAUAUCCAGCACACCAAUACCACAUGGGAAACACUCCACUAUCCACCACAGAGGCAGAGAAAGACCUGGGAGUGUAUGUUGCCAGGCUACCAGUGAAGGGAUAUCCAGCAUACCAAUACCACAUGGGAAACACUCCACUAUCCACCACAGAGGCAGAGAAAGACCUGGGAGUGUAUGUUACCAGGCUACCAGUGAAGGGAUAUCCAGCAUACCAAUACCACAUGGGAAACACUCCACUAUCCACCACAGAGGCAGAGAAAGACCUGGGAGUGUAUGUUACCAGGCUACCAGUGAAGGGAUAUCCAGCACACCAAUGCCACAUGGGAAACACUCCACUAUCCACCACAGAGGCAGAGAAAGACCUGGGAGUGUAUGUUACCAGGCUACCAGUGAAGGGAUAUCCAGCACACCAAUACCACAUGGGAAACACUCCACUAUCCACCACAGAGGCAGAGAAAGACCUGGAGAGUAUAUGUUACCAGGCUACCAGUGAAGGGAUAUCCAGCACACCAAUACCACAUGGGAAACACUCCACUAUCCACCACAGAGGCAGAGAAAGACCUGAGAGUGUAUGUUACCAGGCUACCAGUGAAGGGAUAUCCAGCACACCAAUACCACAUGGGAAACACUCCACUAUCCACCACAGAGGCAGAGAAAGACCUGGAGACUAUAUGUUACCAGGCUACCAGUGAAGGGAUAUCCAGCACACCAAUACCACAUGGGAAGCACUCCACUAUCCACCACAGAGGCAGAGAAAGACCUGGAGACUAUAUGUUACCAGGCUACCAGUAACGGCAAAAUCCAUGUCAAUUGCAGCGGACGGGUUGGUUUGCUCUUCCCAUAUGUGAAAUUAAUGUGAUGUGAGAUGUUAGGCAAGAUGAUAUAUACUUAAAUCAUUGUGUUCAUUAGUAUGUUAAAUAAUUGGUUCAUUAAAUUGACUAAAAAUG